AUGUCAGACCUUCAUCUGGAGCUCAACCGUCAAUACGCAACUUUUGACUUUCCUGCCAAAGCACCUUUUCUCAUUCUGGGUGGUGAUAUCGGCCGCAUGGUCGACUAUGACAUGUUUCUCCCCUUCCUCGCUCGCCAAACAGCCCGCUUCGAAAAGGUCUUUUUAGUCCUCGGCAACCAUGAGUUCUACGAGAUGAGCUAUGAAGACGGUAUAUCAAAGGCUAGAGAAUUGGAAGAGGAGGAGAUUUUGGAAGGGAAACUUGUAGUCCUGGACCGGAAUCGCUGGGACGAUCCUGAUUCGAAACUCACAAUCGUCGGUGCAACGUUAUGGUCCAAGAUACAUCCUUCGGCAGCCGAGACUAUCACCCUCCGUGUCUCCGACUACAAGAAGAUCUCGGGCUGGUCCGUCGCCAAGCACAACGAGUGUCACGCCCGCGAUCUCGCGUAUCUCAGCGAAACCAUCACAGGCCUUGGUAAUCUCCCAGCGGAAUCCCAGCGGACCGUUCUGGUAGUGACGCAUCACGCGCCUUGCGUGGCGGGGUCUUCGAAACCGGAACAUGCAAAUGCUCCGUUCAAGACUGCUUUUUCGACGGAUGUCAUCCAGGCGAGGGAGUUUGUGAGAGGCGUUGCGGUGUGGAUGUUUGGACACACACAUUUCACGACGGAGUUUAAGAAAGGUGGUGUGAGGGUUGUUGCGAAUCAGAGGGGGUAUGUUUUGGGGUAUAAAGGUCCUACGUUGGAGGAUACGAAGGGGUUUAAUGAUGAGAGGGUUGUUGAGUUGUGA
Fusarium graminearum PH-1 is the source of this 783-nucleotide messenger RNA. RefSeq lists its product as uncharacterized. NCBI's taxonomy places the organism in Eukaryota, Fungi, Ascomycota, Sordariomycetes, Hypocreales, Nectriaceae. The coding region runs from base 1 to 783 and encodes 260 amino acids. The transcript has a single exon. Gene Ontology annotation, molecular function: hydrolase activity. The record is from RefSeq and is a predicted model, not a curated record.